UUAGUCUACUUCCACAAGAUCCGUCUUCACGUUGAGUCUCCUGAAACUCUAGUGUCGGCUGUCCAGGGGAGUAACGCUACACUGCCGUGUCAUUACCGCUACGAGCCUGAGCUCAGCGCGCCGCGCAAAACGCGGGUCAAGUGGUUCUGGCAGCCGGUGAGCGGCGAGGGGCAGGAGCGUGACGUCAUGGUGGCCAUCGGCACACGUCACCGGAGUUACGGAGACUUCAAAGGACGAGUGCGGCUCCGCCGAAGCGCCCCGGGAGAUGCGUCCCUCGUCAUCAACCCGCUACAGUCCGACGAUACCGGCCGUUACCGGUGUGAAAUUAUUGAUGGUCUAGAAGACGAGAGCGUGACGGUGCAGCUAAAGUUUCGAGGUGUGGUGUUCCCCUAUCACUCCUCUAGGGGGCGCUAUCUGAUGAACUUUCAUGAGGCUAAGGAGGCAUGUGAGAAGCAGGAUGCACACCUGGCUACCUUUGAACAGCUCUACGCUUCUUGGGAUGAAGGGCUGGACUGGUGUAACGCUGGGUGGCUCAUGGAUGGGACGGCACAAUAUCCCGUCGUAGAGCCACGAGAGGCUUGUGGUGGCACCGAACUGGCACCUGGUGUACGGAGCUACGGCGUUCGGGACAAAAGUCUGGACCGGUUUGAUGCCUUCUGCUUCACUUCGUCCAUUAGAG
Sinocyclocheilus rhinocerous is the source of this 679-nucleotide messenger RNA. RefSeq names its product hyaluronan and proteoglycan link protein 3-like. The record is from RefSeq and is a predicted model, not a curated record. The transcript has 2 exons. The annotation marks the transcript as partial. Lineage: Eukaryota; Metazoa; Chordata; Actinopteri; Cypriniformes; Cyprinidae. Gene Ontology annotation, cellular component: synapse; perineuronal net. Gene Ontology annotation, biological process: central nervous system development; positive regulation of neuroblast proliferation; cell adhesion. Gene Ontology annotation, molecular function: hyaluronic acid binding.